AUGUACACAGCACUCCUCAACACGGCGUUCAUGAUUCUUGGUCUACAUUCCUGGCCAAGUUGGCAGUCUGAGCGAUAUUCGCCGCUCUUCUACACGUUCAUCAUCAAUGAACCAAUCCUGGUCACGUUUCCGCGAUUGACCUGCGGCCUGCAUACGCAAGGAAAGUAUGUGCAGCUAUAUACCAAAUUGAUCCAAGGUGCACGGGGAUCCUCCUUGCUGUUCGACUUGGUCGUCUUGAUCAUCACGUGGACGAAGCUCAGGGCUGCCGCGAUGGAUAUUCGGAGCCAAGCGAGGGUCAGUGUUGUGCUGAUCAGGGACAGUAAGUUUCUGUGUAGCCUGCAGCGUAUCGUCAAUAUUCUUGGAAUCAGCAGGGGAAGCGUGACUGUUAGUUAUUUCAGCCUAACGUCUAGCCUCCUAUCACGGCUCCUGUUCGACUUACGCAAGGUCGCUGCUGAAGGUCUCGGCGUGUCGCUUACGCACUCUAUGACUCUUGCUUUUGCUGGUCCCGAUCUAUUUGUAUUUGAAGAUGACGUUACCUCCGAUCGACAUCUAGAUGCAGAGGCGAUCUAA
Postia placenta MAD-698-R-SB12 is the source of this 570-nucleotide messenger RNA. RefSeq lists its product as hypothetical. The coding region runs from base 1 to 570 and encodes 189 amino acids. Lineage: Eukaryota; Fungi; Basidiomycota; Agaricomycetes; Polyporales; Adustoporiaceae. The record is from RefSeq and is a predicted model, not a curated record. The transcript is spliced from 7 exons.